Molecule: messenger RNA, 1063 nt
Organism: Musca domestica (house fly)
Lineage: Eukaryota; Metazoa; Arthropoda; Insecta; Diptera; Muscidae
Product: putative nuclease HARBI1
Exons: 3
Coding region: 337-1038 (233 amino acids)
Source: RefSeq, a predicted model, not a curated record
GGAAUCAAAUAUUACAGCCUGUUCCACGAUCUCGAAAGAAAAUUUGUGCGAACGAAGGCUACUCACUCACUUUCGCAUAAGAAUGCGUUCCACUAACUUUCGUUCUUUCUUUCGCAUAGCCUUACGUGAUUCAGUGUUGCAAAAUAUUUUUUGGCAAAAUUAAUCGCGAAAUAAGGCAAAAAAAAGCGCUAAAUGUCUAAUUUAAACGCGAAAAAGCAGCAGUGGCUCUGUCUCAACUGACAGUUCAGUUGUAAACAAACAAAUUGUAAAUAAACAAACAAAAUAAAAUUUCUAGUGAUUGAGUUCAGAUUAUUUGUGUUCUUAAAAAAGAAAAAAAUGAAUAUUUCUGUGGCCCUGUUUUUUAUGGAUGAUGAGGAGGAGGUACAAAAUGUGCCACGGAGGCAUUUAAGAGAUGCUUCGAAUUUAUUUGAAGUACCUAACAACCAGUUUGUGGCCAAUUUUCGUGUGUCGAAGGAAGUUUUUCGGGCUCUUUUGGAUAUGAUGGAAGAGAAGUGGGUGGCCGGUUGCAGAACUACCCAAAUCCGCCCCGAUUUAAAACUUGGCACAUUCUUGCGGUUUUUGGCAACAGGAAGCUACCAACAGAAUCUAGGGAACGAAGCCUUGACUUCAACAGCGAAGUCGACAGUGAGCAGAACCAUUGCGGAAUGUCUGCAGAUUUUUGAGGACCACAUUUGCGGCCAAUGGAUAAAAAAGCCGACACUUACAGAGGAACGCAACACAAUGGAGGCUUUCUAUGAAAGAACAAUGUUCCCUGGAAUUGUUGGAUGCGUUGAUGGCACGCAUAUCCGCAUCAAGUCACCAGGGGACGAAUUGAAAGCCCUUUACUAUAAUAGAAAGGGUUAUUAUAGUAUAAAUGCAAUGGUGAUAUGUGACCAUAAAAUGCGUAUAACAUUUGUCGACGCUAGACAUCCCGGAAGCAACCAUGAUGCAUUUGUAUGGGAAAGGAGUGAUCCAGACAAGUGUAUGCAAAGGGAGUUUGACAAUGGAAAACGAAACUUUUGGAUUCUCGGUGAGUAAUUUGUAUACAUCUUAUAUCAUAAUA